CGUGGCCUUCUCCUCCACGGCUAAGCUCAGCUAGCUACAAUCGCAAAUAGCUGCAGCGAUCGAGCGAAUAUUGAUCGUGCUCGAUCAUCUUAGCCGCAUUGCAAACGAUCGAAUCGAUCGGCCGAUAGCCUUUCUCGUUGGCAUUUUAUUUCAAGCAGAACACGAUGAAGCAAAAGAUCGUGAUCAAGGUGAGCAUGCCGUGCGAGAAGAGCCGGUCCAAGGCGAUGAAGCUGGUGGUGAUGGCCUCCGGCGUGAGCUCGGUGGAGGUCACCGGCGACGGCAAGGACCGGCUGCAGGUGGUCGGCGACGGCGUCGACGCGGCCUGCCUCGUCACCUGCCUCCGCAAGAAGAUCGGCCACGCGGAGCUCGUGCAGGUGGAGGAGGUGAAGGAGAAGAAGCCGGAGGAGAAGAAGCCGGAGGAGAAGAAGCCGGAGCCGUGCUACUGCCCUCAUCCCUGCUACUACCACCACCACUACGGUGGGAUACCGGUGGCCGUCGGCGACCAGCCGAGCGACCCCUGCUCCAUCAUGUAAUCAUAUAUAGUCACACAGAUCGAUCGAAUUUUGCAGUGAUUUCUUCAGCGAUUUGGUAUGGCUAUGUACAAAGAAAUAGUAGGAGUGGUAGAUAUACUAUACUACUAUAUCUUUGUGGGGCUUCCUUCGCCUUGUUUAAAUCCAAACUUAAUUGGAAAUGAAAACUUACUAUAAUGUUCAGUAGCA
This is a messenger RNA of Oryza sativa Japonica Group (Japanese rice), 719 nucleotides long. Its product is annotated as heavy metal-associated isoprenylated plant protein 16. Gene Ontology annotation, molecular function: metal ion binding. The record is from RefSeq and is a predicted model, not a curated record. Lineage: Eukaryota; Viridiplantae; Streptophyta; Magnoliopsida; Poales; Poaceae.